UUUACAUUCGGGUAAUUGACUAUUGUGGGAGCUCACAUAGUCAACUUCGUAAAUUUAAACGAAAUUAAUACGUAAAUUAAAUUUUUGAGAUAAAUAAUAGCAAAAAAUGGCUCACGAAGGCGCAAAAUUUACUGGUAUUCAAAAAUACUUCAACAGUACUACAGAUUUUGGCAGAGCAAACACUUCCAAAUUGACGCUCAGUGUUCUGGGAUUAAUAAUUGCUUACAAUCUCCUGAAACCAAAGAAACAGAAAACUCAACCGAGCGCUUAGAUGGAGAUCUGUCAUGCAAAAUGUAGCACACAAGAAUAUAACUUAUGUAACAACAGUAUAUUCUUUUCUGGUCUACUAUAAUUUUUUUGUUAAAAAAAAAAAAUUACGCCUCUAAAAAUGUUAAAUAAAAAAAAUAGAUAAGAUAAAUUACUUAUCUACAAUUAUAA
Molecule: messenger RNA, 438 nt
Organism: Microplitis demolitor
Lineage: Eukaryota; Metazoa; Arthropoda; Insecta; Hymenoptera; Braconidae
Product: ATP synthase membrane subunit K, mitochondrial
Exons: 2
Coding region: 107-271 (54 amino acids)
Source: RefSeq, a predicted model, not a curated record